Mercurialis annua (annual mercury) is the source of this 1707-nucleotide messenger RNA. RefSeq names its product mannose-P-dolichol utilization defect 1 protein homolog 2. The record is from RefSeq and is a predicted model, not a curated record. The transcript is spliced from 8 exons. NCBI's taxonomy places the organism in Eukaryota, Viridiplantae, Streptophyta, Magnoliopsida, Malpighiales, Euphorbiaceae. The coding region runs from base 737 to 1444 and encodes 235 amino acids.
AAGGCAUAUCCAGUUUCGGAGUCGUAAAUUGCCCUACUUCUGCUGGGUCACUUCAAUUUUUUUUUAUCUAGUCAGAGUAUUUCAAUUUUCAGUCAAAAACUUAUUUUACAGCGCCGGAAAUUAUCAGUCAAGUGUGGGUACACCAAACAGAACUGAUAUUGAGCUAAAUUCGGUAACAGUUAAUAAAAUUAUAAAGAAACAUAUAGGACUAGUACAGGUGAACUGAAUUCCAAAGUUGAAUAUAAUACACAGCUAUAGGAACAUAAGAAACAUAAAAAUAAAAUAAAUCAAGGCAGAGAAGCAUACUUUUGGGCAACCAAACAGAGGAUUGUAAGAGCACCUGGUAGUUGUGGUCAUUGAGUGUAGAACUUUCUCGAUGAGCAGGACAAGUGAAAACUAGGGAUUUGCCUUAUUGACGGCGGCGACAUAUCCGACGAUUUAUGAUCAGGAGAAGCGCGCGCUUGCAACGCUGUGUUCGAAGAAACGACAGAGGGUACAGUCAUUAUGAGGACCGUUUUGUUACUAUAUUUCCUGAAAGUUACUGAUCAAUUAGUUACGACUAAUUAAACGACAUCAUUUUGGAAAACUAAACGACACGUCAUUUAAACCAAGGAGAAUUACCUCAGCUCCGAUUGUUCGUGGUCGUAUUUUCCUAAGCGCAAGACUGAACAUCGAGAACUCUACUACUUAAUUGGAUCCAAUUGGAAUUUAAGUUUAGAGAUCCAAAAUCAAAAGAAUGGAGUUUUUAGGGAUGGAUUUUAGGUGCGCAAUUGGAUCUCUGAGAGACGGUCAAUUCCCUGAAAAGGACUGUUUGCUUCCUCUAAUAUCGAAGCUCCUUGGCUAUUGCAUCGUUGCUGCCUCCACCACUGUCAAACUCCCCCAGAUAUUGAAAAUCUUGAAGCAUAGGAGUGUGGCGGGGCUUAGUCUUGUGGGAUUUGAGCUAGAAGUUGUAGGCUAUACAAUUGCUCUUGCUUAUUGUCUUCACAACGGCCUUCCCUUCUCUGCUUAUGGAGAAUUGGCCUUCCUUCUGAUCCAAGCUAUAAUUUUGGUUGCUAUCAUCUACUAUUUCUCACAGCCCAUCCCUGCAGUCACAUGGAUCAGACCUUUAAUAUAUUGUGCAGUGGCACCUACUGUUUUAGCUGGUCAAAUUGAUCCGGUGUUGUUUGAAGCUCUUUACGCAUCCCAGCAUGCAAUCUUUCUCUUUGCCAGAAUUCCUCAGAUAUUGAAAAAUUUCUCUAACAAGAGUACCGGGCAGCUCAGCUUCUUAACAUGUUUGAUGAAUUUUGCGGGUUCUAUGGUGAGAGUUUUUACCAGCAUGCAAGAAAAGGCACCAACAAGCGUUAUUAUGGGGUCUGCUAUCGGUGUCAUGGCGCAUGGUACCAUUCUCAGUCAAAUUCUAAUAUACCAAAAGCAAGAAGCUAAGAAAGAGAAGAAAGAAAAGUAAAAGUACACCAAGACAUUCAAAGCUGUUUCUUCAGCUAAAGGCUUAAUGAGGGCAGGUGUUUUAUAGGUCUUUUGCAUGCCUCAAAAUUAAGAAAAUAUGUCGUGAUCUUUCUGUAAGGUAGAGAUGCAAAACUAGGCAAUUCAGUUUUUUUAUUACUGAUGUAAGUGGACCAGUUUAUUCUGCCAAUGAACACAUAAACACGACACUGUAUAAGUAAAUUUGACAGCCUUGUACUAGUUUCCGUAAUGUUUGUUGCUUAAAUA